Girardinichthys multiradiatus is the source of this 3493-nucleotide messenger RNA. Its product is annotated as zinc finger protein 260-like. Gene Ontology annotation, biological process: regulation of DNA-templated transcription. NCBI's taxonomy places the organism in Eukaryota, Metazoa, Chordata, Actinopteri, Cyprinodontiformes, Goodeidae. Gene Ontology annotation, molecular function: RNA polymerase II cis-regulatory region sequence-specific DNA binding; DNA-binding transcription factor activity, RNA polymerase II-specific. The record is from RefSeq and is a predicted model, not a curated record. The coding region runs from base 307 to 2463 and encodes 718 amino acids. The transcript is spliced from 3 exons.
GGCAGAGUGCAGCAGGAGAGAUUACAGCUACAAAAGAGGACAAAUAUAAAACAAAAGAGGACAAAUAAUAUAAACUGCGUCACAACAUCAUGGAGGCUGGUUUCAGCACCAAAGAUCUGCUGCACAGAUUAGAUGUUCCUGUCUGUGAAUUCUGCAAGUACCAUAUGGUGAAAGACAGGCCAGACCAUGCUGUUUUCACCAGGAAAUUUCUCUUCUGGGAUGGUUUGUCUGGGGCGAUGUGCAGAAACAUUCUUCCACCAAACAUGAUGGGUGCAACAACAUUAAAAGAAUGUUAAGCAGAAGCUGAUGAUUAAAGAAGAAGCUCCUGAAGACCACACACCUUGUGUUAACCUGCAUGACCCAAAGCUUCAGCACAUAAAGGAGGAACAGGAAGAAGUCUGCACCAGUCUGGGGGGAGAGCAGCUCAAUGGGAAGGAAGAGAUUGAUGCCUUCAGGUUCCCAGUCACUGCUUCUCCAAUAAAGAGUGUGGAUGGUAAACAGUCGCCUCUACUCUCACAGCUUUAUCAAGACCAAAUUGAAGGCAGAGAGCUUCUAGAAGACAACGAUGGAGAAGAAUCCAUCAGGAUACAAGAUCAUGGAGAUGGUUCCAUUUCAUCAGAGACCGAAGACACCGAGACAGAUGAAGGUGAUGAUAAUAGAAAGCAUCCCCUCUCUGAGGUGAAACACUUGUCAGAAUCUGGUCUGAAAAGUAAGGACAUGAAAUGUGACUGGAAAAAGAGCAGAGCUACUGGGUCAAAUGGAAACACUGUUAACAAAUCUUUUAGCUGCUCUGAGUUUGCUGAACAAUUUGAUCACCAUCGCUCUCUUCAGGAACACAGGACCGAAUCAGAAAAGGGGUCUUCAAGCGCUCUAGAUAAUAAAUGUUCUAUAGAGAAGAAAAAUGUGGAGUCACAAAGGAAAGUCCAAACAAGAGUGAAGUUUUCCUCUGAAGACUGUUGUGAAACAUUUAAUAGAAAAAACACUUUAAACGUGCAUAAGAGAAUCCACACAGGCGAGAAGCCUUUUUGUUGUGAUCUAUGUGAAAAAAGAUUUAGCCAUAAACUAAAUUUAAACUUGCACAUGAGAAUCCACACAGGAGAUAAGCCUUUCUCUUGUGAUCUUUGUGGACACAGAUUUACGCAAAAAGGCGGUUUAAACAAACAUAUGGGAACCCACACAGGAGAUAAUCCUUUCUGUUGUGAUUUUUGUGGACAAAAAUUUAGCAGUAAAGAAAAUUUAAACGUGCACACGACAAUCCACAGAGGAGAUAAGCCUUUCUGUUGUGAUCUUUGUGGAAAAAAAUUUAAUCAUAAAUCACGUUUAAAGGCACACAUGAUAAGCCACACAGGACAGAAACCUUUCUGUUGUGAUCUUUGUGGACAAGGAUUUACCCAAAAAUCAAGUUUAAACACACACAAGAGAAUCCACACAGGACAAAAACCUUUCUGUUGUGAUCUUUGUGGACAGAGAUUUAACAAGAAAGGAAGUUUGAAAAGACACAUGAGAAUCCACACAGGAAAUAAACCUUUUUGUUGUGAUCUCUGUGGAAAAAGAUUUAACCAAAAAUCUAAUUUAAACACACACAUGAGAAUCCACACAGGACAGAAACCUUUCUCUUGUGAUCUUUGUGGACACAGAUUUAGCCAUAAAGGCUCUUUAAAUACACAUAUGAGAAUCCACACAGGACAGAAACCUUUCUCUUGUGAUCUUUGUGGACAUAGAUUUAGGCAAAAAGGCGGUUUAAACAAACAUAUAAGAACCCACACAGGAGAUAAGCCUUUCUGUUGUGAUUUUUGUGGACAAAACUUUCGCAGCAAAGAAAAUUUAAAAGUGCACACAAGAAUCCACACAGGAGAUAAGCCUUUCUGUUGUGAUCUUUGUGGACACAGAUUUAGUGAAAAAGGCUCUUUUAACUAUCAUAUGACAAUCCACACAGGAGAUAAGCCUUUCUGUUGUGAUCUUUGUGGACGAAGAUUUAGCACAAAAGGAUCUUUAAACAAACACAUGAUAAUUCACACUGGACAGAAACCUUUCUGUUGCGAUCUUUGCGGAAAAAGAUUUACUCAUAAAUUAAGUUUAAAUGCACACAUGAUAAGCCACACAGGACAGAAACCUUUCUGUUGUAAUCUUUGUGGCCAAAGAUUUACCCAAAACUCAAGUUUAAACACACACACAAGAAUCCACACAGGACAAAAACCUUUCUGUUGUGAUAUUUGUGGACAGAGAUUUAACAAGAAAGGAAGUCUAAAAAGACACAUGAGAAUCCACACAGGACAGAAACCUUUUUGUUGUGAUCUCUGCGGAAAAAGAUUUAACCAAAAAUCAAGUUUAAACACACACAUGAGAAUCCACACAGGACAGAAACCUUUCUGUUGUGAUUUUUGUGGACAGAGAUUUAGCCUAAAACUAAGUUUAAAUACACACAUGCGUAUCCACAAUGGAGGGAAAAUGGCUAAGCUAUGAAUACUCAAACUGCACAGCUAUGGUUUGCUGUAAAAUAUUUGUGCAUUGUCAUUAAAGGCAACAGUCUUCACUUGUUUUCUGUUUUUCUCUAGUGGCCAGUUUUUGUAUUUUAAUCUUAAAACAUUUUUUUUUAAAGGUACAGAUUUUUUUAGUUGUAUAACUGGUAGUUCCUUUGCCAGGUAUGUUGUAUUCACUGUAUAUUUUCUAUUGUUCAGCGCAGGUUUGUUCCCACUGCAUGUAAACAAUUUUAUUGUUUCAGAUACAGAAUCGGCACACCUUCCGGUCAAUGAGUUGACCUUGAACUCCUCUGUAUAUCAGAGCAUCCUACUGUCAAGAUAAAGUCAGCUGAAGCUUGGACCAAAGUGGAUCAUCAAUAGGACACUGAUGCCAAAUACAGCAGAAAAUCUAGAAAGGAUCAGCUUGAAACAUAAGGAAUCAAGGAGCUACAACAGCUUAGUUAAAGCCUAAACCAAAACCUGAUUGAACUACUAGGAUCUAAUCAGUGCUGUGCAGAAAUUAUGUCUUCUAACCUCAAUGAAACCAAUCAAUGGUGAAAAGAGAUUUGAGGUUAUUUCUUUGUGUGUCUGCUUUCACUCCUCUCAGCCAGUCAGUAACAGCAGAUGGGUGUUCAUCCAGACCUGGGUUCUACUGAAAAUUUGCUCCUGUUGAAACAGUUUUUCUUUCCAUUGUCACCAGAUGCUUGCUCAGUAUGGAGGUCUGCAGUGAAGUCAAUGCCUUUAUGCUGUUGGCUGAGUUUCCUUAAAAGGAUAACCCUUACCAGUUGCUAUUAUAUUCCAUAUUUGGCUUCAUUGUGUUACAACUAGUUUUGAAUUAUCUGUCAUGUCAUUGAAUUUUGUGUCUAUGUGAUUGAUUUUAUAUUUCUGGAUAUAAACUGCACAUGUUUUCCUUAUAAGGUGCUUUCAAGUGACAUUUGUUAACUACUGCUAUAUAAAUAAAGUCAAUUUCAAUAUGAUAUUUGAGCUUCUUUAAAUUGAAUAACUUUAAUAAACAUCUUGAUAUUCUGAUUUAA